Messenger RNA from Gigantopelta aegis, 1568 nucleotides. RefSeq names its product nucleoside diphosphate-linked moiety X motif 19-like. Lineage: Eukaryota; Metazoa; Mollusca; Gastropoda; Neomphalida; Peltospiridae. The record is from RefSeq and is a predicted model, not a curated record. Gene Ontology annotation, molecular function: hydrolase activity, acting on acid anhydrides, in phosphorus-containing anhydrides. The coding region runs from base 254 to 1459 and encodes 401 amino acids. The transcript has 3 exons. Gene Ontology annotation, cellular component: mitochondrion.
AUCCAAUGGCCGAUGUAUUUUUCGUGCUGGGGUGUCAUUAAACAUUCAUUCAUUCCGACGGUCCCGACAUGAAGUAUGCAGAUACACGAAACAAAAACAAAGGGACGUAAUUCUCUCUCGCCAAAUAACCUUCCAAGUGAACUUUGGAAGAAAAGGAAAACAACAUCAAGUGCACGGUGGUAUGUUUCACUGUCCAGUCUUUGGUACCGCUCAGAACAGACUUUUAUACUUAAAAAAAUACUAGGAGUCCGUUAUGGCAGCCGUCCUGAAAAACUGGCGCGAAGCUGCAACCUUGAUUCUCGUAACAGCAAAACACACAGGUAAACAUAAUAUACGAUUCACACCGCCGGUCACCAGUUCGUCGGCCAAAUCAAGGGGAGACAACCUCGAGGUGCUUAUGCUCAAACGGAGCAGCAAGAGUAGUUUCAUGCCAAACGCCUACGUGUUUCCUGGAGGAGUCGCCGACGACGCCGAUUUCUCGGAAGAAUGGCACGACGUUUUCCGUGUCGUUGGAAAAGAAAAAACUUCGGCAUUAUUCGAAUUCGUCAGAAGAGGAAGCCCAGCUUGUCCCAUAUUUACCCGAGUUCGAGACUCCCGAUUUUCUACCAUUCCCGCUGAAAUAGCACUGCGAAUCUGCGCCAUCAGGGAGACAUUUGAGGAGUCGGGGGUUUUGUUAGUCAGACAGAUAUCGGAUCUGAAGAUGAUGUCAUCAGAGGCUUCGUUUGGGACCCGGGGCCCGUUGUGGGGCUCAGUCUGUACAGACUCUACGAUCAUUGAAAGAUGGAGACGAGAAGUGGACGAGGACGCUACCAAGUUUGUGAAGAUGUGUAAAGACCUGGAUGUCGUGCCCGACGUCUGGUCUCUGCUGGAGUGGUCCAACUGGUUGACUCCCACCACGGAACGGCAAAGGAGGUUCGACACGGCCUUCUUCAUCUGUUGUUUACCAGAGGAGGUCCAUGUAGCAGAAGAUAAAGGAGAAACCGUCCAUUCAGUGUGGGACACUCCACUGCAGCUGCUGUACGAAUACCAGAUGGACAAGGCCAAGCUGUGGCCUCCACAGGUGUACACUCUUUCCGUCCUCGCCAACUUCCAACACGUUUACGAACUUCGUCAGGUUCUGUUUGACAGGUUGCCAUGGCGAUCAGAGAGAUGGAUGCCAGUUAUGGCCACGUGUGAUGACGGGAUUUUAAUGAUGUUGCCGGGCGACGAUUCGUAUCCGGAAGAUCCUUAUGUUGAAGGAGAUGGAAACGACGACCUCACUUUCUCAGGGACCAUGGAGGAACAGACAAAUAAUACCAGAAACCACAACCGAGCACAUGGUUAUAUGACAGAAGGCGGCAAAUUGAAGUACCGUCUCUUUUGUAACAUUGACUAUGGGGACCGCCGUCUGUCACCGUUGAGGGGCGAGGAUCUAAAUACUGCUUUAAAGACUCAACGGCCUUCCAAUGCAAAACUCUAGUGACCGUUAGAAAUUUCUUUUUUAGAAAUUUUAAAUGUGUAUACUCAUAUUCAAAGAUAAAUCGUCCAAUGAAUUGUGUGUUUCUGAUCAAAUAAAAAUAUAACUUGUU